Molecule: messenger RNA, 1338 nt
Organism: Psilocybe cubensis
Lineage: Eukaryota; Fungi; Basidiomycota; Agaricomycetes; Agaricales; Agrocybaceae
Exons: 2
Coding region: 1-1338 (445 amino acids)
Source: RefSeq, a predicted model, not a curated record
AUGUCCAGGCAUCUACCUCAGGAGCUUAACGAUGAAAUCAUGCAUUACCUCUGGGACGACACUUUGGCGCUAAAAUCAUGUUCACUUGCCUGCCGGUCGUUCCGCAAAAUAUGCCAAAGGUUCUUGUUUUCGAGCAUCGUUAUCUACCCACCGUCGUACAGAAAACAAUGGAUAUCCACCGCGUUUCAAGAUCUUCUGGAAUCCUCACCUCACCUCGCACAAUAUGUACGAUAUCUGAAUGUAAUCGACCGCCAUACUGCACCCAAGGUUUCCGACGAAUGGUUGUCGAGAGACACGGCUCUCGUUGCUUGUCUACCGCAACUCCUAAACCUCCGGGGUUUGGUCAUACAAUAUCAAAAAUAUUACUACUACAACAUCCCAGGCGUCUGGUCGCAAAUGAUGCGUUCUGGAUUGGUUGCUGCCAUAUACGAGGUUAUGCACCUGCCGAAAUUCAGAUUUUUAGAUUUGACGGGAUUUCCACUUGACCUGGUGAAGUACUGCCCGAACCUACGCCACCUCGCCGUCGACGACCCAAUAUUAAUCAAAGUCAAUUUGGGACACAUUGACAAUACCACAUUCCAAAAAAUCCAGCUGGAAUCGCUUGAGGUAUUCGCUCACGAGAUAUAUUCCCUGCAGAUUAUUCCAGACGCGGACACAUUUGACUACAAAUAUCCUGAGGCGUUCGUGAAGCUCUGCAACGAAAGUAUUGAUAUCACCCAGCUGAAACGGCUGCACGCAAGCGCUGAAGGGUGCAGUCAGGCGGGCGGACAUGGAUUGCUCGCGUACAUCAUGCACGCAUGCGCAGAGUCUCUCCAGGAACUCGUAUUCUCUCCUUCGAACGGCAUUUCGUGGGGAGGCGAAAAAACAGAAACGAUCGACUGGGGUGCGAUGACCGCGCUCCGCAAGCUCGACGUGAGCUUCACCUGGGAAGGCUCCGACGGCGGGUACGAUUACACUGGUCCAUGGCCCUGGUUCCUAAGCGUCUGCGGACAACUCUUCCCGCCUAACGUUGCCUCCACGCUCGAACAGUUUAAUCUACACAUUAAAUACGACGUGGAGGACAACGACCCGUCCCUUGGACUCGGACCAAUCCCCGACGCUACGUUCUCAGGUUCCUCUGAGUCGCCGGUUGGGCACUCGGAUGACAAUUGGCGCGUGCUGCUCGAUAUACUGGGCGACCGCAAGCGCCUCCCACGCUUAUAUAAAGUUGAUAUCCAGCUUUCGGCGUACGGGAAGGACAUGAGCCAGCGGAUUUCGACAGGACUUUCACAAUUGAUCAGAAACAUGCCGUCCGUGCAGCCCACUUUAUCUGUCACUGUCCUAGAAGGCAUGUGUUGA